Messenger RNA from Neoarius graeffei (lesser salmon catfish), 4893 nucleotides. RefSeq names its product golgi membrane protein 2 (gene golm2). The transcript has 11 exons. Bases 994 to 2484 code for a protein of 496 amino acids. The record is from RefSeq and is a predicted model, not a curated record. Lineage: Eukaryota; Metazoa; Chordata; Actinopteri; Siluriformes; Ariidae.
UUUGGCCGGGACGACCUUUUUCGCUGCUUCUGACGGUUUUGGUUAAGGCUGUCAGGCAAAGCAAAAUCGGUUUGUAAUGGAGCAAAACCGCGAUAAAAGCACGUCUAGAGGGUGUAAUUAAUAUUCUGGGGUAUUUCCAUGCGGCUGUGUGUGGAGUUAGUGCUUUGUUUUAUUGAGCUAGUCGCGUCAGUUAGCUUGGGAAGGAAUUAGCUGCAGGUUUGACGUUAGCUAGCAGCGCUAAUGACCCAGCAGCGCGCGCGAGCUGUUUUAUUUGUUGUUGUUGUUUAUUGCAUGUAUUUGGGACGGUUUGUGUUUUCUGUGUGUUAAGCACGUUUUAAGUGUCUAACACUGAGGAUAAUGCUAAUGCUAAGUGCCCCGUUGGCACAGAACAGGACUGAGCUAGCCAUUUUGGGAAUAAUCAUUGAUUGGAGAAAUCAAACACACAAUUAUUAUUUAUUGGACUGCAUUAAGGUAACAUGAGUGCACGGUUUGUGUGAUUUUCUGUAAAUGCAAUUUAAAUCGCAAGCAAAUAUCUGUGCAGAGCAUUAUAACUGACUGAAGAUUUAGGCUGAUGCAUGAAAACUUUACAUGCAGAAAAUGUGGGUUUGAUGAUGUACUUGAAUGCAUGCGUGUGUGUGUGAGAGAGAGAAAGGGCACGCCACGCCACGCCACAUCGGCAGGGUUUCUGAUCCACGCGUUGCUGUUCAGGCAAACAAGGAAAUGAAAUAAGAGAAAAGGUGCAGGGGGAAGAAACGCCAACUGUGCGGAAGGGAAGGGAAGAGUGGAGUGGAGCUCAUGCACUUCGUGUGUGUGUUCACAUCGACCUGAAGGGUUUGAAUGAGACAGGAACCGCAUCUGUGGUUUUAGUAAAAUAUGCGCCAUUUAUUUUUAGAUAAAUGAGUUAAUCAGCGACUGUAAAACCGUCCAGUCUCGCGCGCGCUUUAUUUAUUUCUACUUUUUUUUUGAGUGGGGGGUGGUUCGGUUCUCCGGAACAUGCUCGGGUUCGGAGCGAAUCGUCGUGGAGGUCGGCUCCCGUCCUUCGUCCUGGUCGGUAUGAUGGUGGUGCUGGUUCUGCUCAGCUACAACUACUGGAGCGUGUCGCGGCAGCACGGGCGCGCGCUGGACGAGCUGGCCGAAGUGCACGCGCAGGUGAAGCGUACGGACGCCGCGCGCAGCCGCCUGGAGAAGCGCAACUCCGAGCUCAUGCUGCAGGUGGACACACACCGGCGUCAGAUCGACCAGAAGGACGGUGACUUCAGCAUGCUGGAGGGCAAACUGCAGGCGCGGGAUGCACUUGUGAAAAAGUGUUCAGAUGAAAAGAUGAAGCUGCAGAGUGAACUCGCACAGAAGACCACUGAUCUCAACCGGCUGAAAGAGCAGGUGAAGGAGAUGAGGGAUGAGAUUAUUAGGCAGGAGGAGCAGCUGAGGGAGGUGAAGAAGAACAACACGAACCUCGACAGGAAGAUGGAGUAUGAGAGCCUGCAGUGCGGCCGACAAAUAGCGCAGCUUAAAGCCGAGUACGAGGCGAGCAGGAAGCUGUUGAAAGAGAGAGCCACCCCAUUAAAAAAGGACGUGGUGGACUUGCGUAAAGCUGGCACAGUGGCCGCUCAGGCCGAGCGCGAUACAGUGACUGCAGUAGAGCGCCACCAAGUGGCUUCACAGCGUCACAACAGCCCUGAUAUAAAAGAUGAUUUGGGGAAACCAGGAAGUGAUGCUGGAAUGCCUGGUAUUGAAGACAGUGAAGUGGGGAAGGCCGAUGAAAUUCAGUUUGCCCUGAAGAAGCCGGCCAUCACAGCGCAGCACCUGGAGCCAGCGGAGGCGGCCGUGGCGGUGCUGCAGGACAAACACCCCGGAGCUGGAGCAGGUGCUGGUCCGGAUGCUGGAGCUGAUGCUGCUGUCGACACUAGAGCAGGAGCUGGAGAGGGACCUGGGCUCGAUGCUCCUCACGGCCUCCCUCUGGACCGUCCCGACCUUCCCCAGGACAGAGGAGCAGGAAAAGGUCUCCCGUUAAUCCAGCAGCAGGUUCCCCAGCUGAUCGUGGACAGACCCAUGGUGUUGAACGAAGGCAACAAGGCAGCCGUCCAAGCAGACGAAUUCGGAGCGCAGCGGCGCCACGUGAAAGAUCCUGAUCAUCUGAGAGCAGCGCUGCCUCCUCCCCCGAAUCCGGCUCAGGUUUUGCCCAACCCCAUCGAACCUCAGCGAGAUGCUGCCCCUGCUGCACCGCUCCGACAUCGUCAGAGCCGCUUCUUUGACGAGAACGAGUCCCCCGUAGAUCCGCAGCGCACCUCCAAGCUGGCGGACUACAACGGGGACGACGGCAAUGUGGGCGAGUACGAGGCUGACAAACAGGCCGAGCUGGCCUACAACGAGGAGGAGGACGGCGACGGCGGCGAGGAAGACGCCCAAGACGAUGAAGACCGGGAGGUUCCAGGAGAACGUGGCGUGGACUACGGCAAGCGGCGCCAAGCCGUCGACAUCCUGUAGCUUCAGUCUGGAGUCUCAGAUCGAGACGUCUCGCAUAGUCACACGUACGAGACUGAAUUAACAAAAAAUAAUCACAAAAUAUAAAGGAGAAUGACUUGAACUGCGUCUUACCUGGAGCUGUCGUGCAGCGCGGCGGCUAUGUGGAUGUUUCUGUUCAACUUUUAAGAAGGAUUUCACUUUUUUUUUUUUUUUAAUGUCUUUCAUCCUUGACUUGAAAUGGAUUUAAAAAUAUCAGAAGGAUGUGUAAAAUGACUAAUGUGCACAUGUGUGUGUAUAUAUUUAAUAUGUACAUUAGUGAGUUUUCCGUUAAACUGAUUUGUGGGUCCGUCCCCCCCCCCCCCCCCCCCCCCCCCUUUUUUCUCUCAAGUCUAAAGCAGGCUUUUCAACGGACAUGCACCUGCUAAUGAUAUGUAUUUUUUCAUUAUUUAAUUUUUAAAAAAUAACGAUGCUAGCCUUAUAGGUUCCUGGCCUAUCAUUGUGGCAGUGGUUCUCGACAAAGAACCUAAACUCACAUGAGAACAAGGUCAUUACAGAGGAUAUGGUUGUUUUUGUUUUUUCCCUUUAUCGAACGCUGUGUUUUCAGAAACACUGCAUGGGAAGUUGCCUUUUUUCCUUUCUUCUUUGCUCUUUCUUUCUUGGAGACACUUUUGGACAAUAAAUUGUACAGGACUCUCUCAAGUCACUUCAGAUUAAUAUUCCUGCUCUGUUAAGAACUCUACAGGUGAUUUGAACAAAUGGGUUUUUUUUGAUGGAUUUUAUUUUACUUUUUGCAUGCGAGAAAUUGGAUAUUUAGCCUCCAGAAAUACACAAAGCAAUACCCUGUACCACAGCAAAAAGAGAGAUGCAGCUUCCUGUUUGCCUGCCAGAUGUCCAUGAAAUUGAUGAUUGAUGUACAUAUUUCUGCCACUGAUUCUACUGAAUUAUUCUGUAGAAAACCUCAGUGUCUUGUAGGUCUCAGACUUUUCACUUGUGUGCUUUUCUUAAUGGAACGAAACCUAAAGUUAGCAUACUGAAUGUACUUUAAUAACUGCAAUUGUUCUGAGUUUUCCAAGUCGAUCUGGAUCUUUAAAACGUAUCUAAAACACAUUUACGGUUUUGUACAAAGUUUAACCGUUUAUUCCACCUUUCCAAAGAGCGGAGUUGUAUUAGACAAGAACUUUUUUUGCUAUCACUGUGACGCGACUCAGUAGUACUGUACAUGUAGAUUUAUAUAUUUAACCAGUUCAACUCGACAGCCUGAAGAAACCCUUUGCUUGCAGUUUGACGAGAUAUAAAUAAGGGAUCGUGUACAAGAGCCAGUCAUUAUCGCAAAAUCAACCCUGAUAGGAUGAUUAUGAUGCAUCAUAAUGACCGGCUUGCUCUACGUUAUCCUAUUUAUUACAGGGCGACUUACGAAAUCAAUUUGGCUCAAAGUAUUGAUUUUAAAAAUUUUCUUCUGCUAAUGACUGUCCACGGACCAUAGAAUGCUGUAAAUUGACCAAUCAGAAUUGAGUAUUUAAAUGAGCUAUGUAAUAAAUAUAAACAGGAUUUUUUUUUCUUUUUGGCAAUUUGCAAAUAAAUAAUUGAGAGUUCCACAAAAAUAAAGCAAGGCUCUCAAAUGGAUAAAUUGAAAUGUUUGUUGAGCCAAGUAAACAUGGUCACCAAAUAUGUUUGAAUGCACAAAUGCGCACUCCUAUUCUUCAUUUAUGGACUUCUGAAACAUUUCUCAAAUCAGCCAGCCAAAGACACCAGGUUGUUAUUUCAACUGCUUACAGCAGAAAUAUGCUCAAUCAGCUUAAUCUUUCUAAGCGUUGCAUGUCAGAUUGCCAGGUCUUUCUCCUCCUGCUUGAUUCUGCUGCCAGUAUGUUUAAGAUUUGGCACUUAGCAUACCUCAGAUUACUUUACAUUAAUAUCCUGCCAGUUUACUGCCAUCAGGAAAACCUGUUUUUUUUUUUUUUUCAUGAAAGUAUGGAGAUGACAGCUGGUACAAAAAUACCUCCAAGUCAUGAAGAUUUUGAUUUUUGUGGAAAUCAUGAUAUUUACUUGCAAAUUAUGCAGCAGGAACAGCCCCAUACAUUUAAGAAAAAAUGACCUUUUUUACAUCAGCCAUUAAACACUUUGUAUUUCAAGUUACAGAACUUUAGCAGCAGUGGGUGUAAUAUGAAUCCUCCUGUUUUGCUUUGUUUUUCCCGUCAUUGCUGAGGUGUUAUUGCAGUAAUGACAUUCAGGGGAAAGAAACUUCUCUACUCACCACCACUUUAGAACCCAGAGAAAUGAAUGUUAGACUUUUAAACCAUCUUUAAGAAAUAUUUGCAGAUUUCUCCUAUACAGUGAAAAAGGAAUGUUCAUCAAAGAAGUCAUUUCUCAAAAGCUUUCUGUACUCCACUGCAGUUUUUCACACAACCUCUAUAAAAAUCCUGUCCCACUGUU